CAGUAUAGGUAUAGUAGAUAACCAUUUGAUUCUUUGAAAAUUUUCGACGAAGACACUCAAAGUUUGUUGUUAGGUUUGACGUUAACUAUAAAUUUUCCUAAAACGUGUAGAAGUGCAAAAAUGAUUGUUGAUGAAAUGAACAUAAAUGAUCAAAGAGAUCACCAAUUGGAUCUCAAGUCGAAUUCUAAAAAUCAGAUUUAUAAACGUAAAAUCGUGUGGUUCAAUGCCAUAGGAUUUCUUAUUCUUCAUUUAGGCGCGUUAUAUGGCUUUUACGUGUACCUGACGUCAAUCAAAUUCCUUACUAUGGCGUGGACAAUAUUUUUAUCGAUAUCAAGCGCUCUUGCUGUGACGAUGGGCGCUCACAGACUAUAUACUCAUAAAACUUUUAAAGCCAAUUGGUGGAUACGUUUCUGUUUAGUUUUUGGACAAACAGUUGCAGGACAGAACUGUUUAUAUAUUUGGGUCCGAGAUCACCGAAUGCAUCAUAAAUAUAGUGACACUAAUGCCGAUCCACAUAACGCAGCCCGUGGAUUCUUUUUUUCUCAUAUUGGCUGGCUUAUGGUUAAAAAGCAUCCAGAUCUCAUCGCCAAAGGGAAAGAAAUUGACAUGUCCGAUAUCGAGGCUGAUGCUUUAGUAAUGUUUCAAAAAAAGCAUUACAACUUACUAUUUACUAUCCUGACGAUCAUUGCACCUAUGAUGAUUCCUACUUUGUGGGGAGAGACGCCGUGGAAUGGAUUCUUUGUUUGUUUUCUAUUUCGGCUUAUAUUAGUUCUCAAUCUGACUUGGUUGGUAAAUAGUGCAGCACACCUUUAUGGGAAUAAACCAUUUUCACAAGAAAUUUAUCCAGUGGAAAACGUCUACGUAUCUAUGUUUGGUUUGGGUGAAGGAUGGCAUAACUAUCACCAUACUUUUCCAUGGGAUUAUCGAGCAGCUGAAUUUGGGCAGUAUUUUAAUUUGACUACUAGUGUGAUUGACUAUUGUGCUGACCAAGGUUGGAUUUGGGACAAAAAAUGUGCCACGUCAACUAUGGUGAAAAACAGGGCUACCAAACGGGGGGAUGGAACUCAUUAUAAGUAUGGCCAAGAGAAACCACUAGAAGAUAUGCCAGAUGAACAGUAUGAAGAACUCUUUUGGAUAGACGAACGAUUUAAACAAUCGAAAAAAGGCUGAUUACGCCAAAUUAUUUUUACUAUUUUUGGAUUAAAUUAUUUUUCUUCUAAAAUUUUUAUGUAUAUAUUAUUUUUACUUAAAAUAAACAAAUAUGAUAACGUUGCAAACAAUA
Daktulosphaira vitifoliae (grape phylloxera) is the source of this 1282-nucleotide messenger RNA. Its product is annotated as acyl-CoA Delta-9 desaturase-like. Gene Ontology annotation, cellular component: endoplasmic reticulum membrane. The transcript has 5 exons. The record is from RefSeq and is a predicted model, not a curated record. Gene Ontology annotation, biological process: unsaturated fatty acid biosynthetic process. Bases 121 to 1170 code for a protein of 349 amino acids. NCBI's taxonomy places the organism in Eukaryota, Metazoa, Arthropoda, Insecta, Hemiptera, Phylloxeridae. Gene Ontology annotation, molecular function: stearoyl-CoA 9-desaturase activity; iron ion binding.